UCGCGUCACCGCAUACAAGUUACCCGGAUGUCACACGUCCCCGGAAGUGACCUAUCUAAAAUGGCGAAAGGUUCAGUAGUGUUAUAUCUAUUUGCUGUGGCAGUAGUGGGUCAGGCUCUGACACCAUCCACAUUCCUGACCACUGUUGACAGGGAUAGAUUGCGAUCAGUGUUUGAAUCUGCACAGCCAUACACAGAUGCAGCUAAUGCCCACUACUCUAUUUUGGGCCUUAAACUCUUGGGUGCCACAAUACCCAAGGAGCAGGAAGUCUGCAGAUCAGUGACUUCUUCAGUGGAUGCUAACAGUGUAGCUUCCUGGUUUCAUGCCUCCACUGCGGCCAAGGCCCUGUCUGGAUGUAAACUGUCAGCAGGAAAUGCUGAGAAGGUUCUAAAUGCUGCAGUAGCCGAGGACAGCAGUGUGGCCGAUAUAUACUAUGCUUACUUUGCAUUGAAAAACCUCGGUCUUGCAGUUGAUGGAAAGAAAGUUUCUGCAGCGCUUGCAGAGGCAUUAAAGAAGGACGAUUCUCCAUUGAGCCACAGUUACGCAUUCCGUGUAGUGACGGAGCUGAAUUCGGAUCUGAAUAAGUAUUUUGAUCUUAUAGAAGAUGUUGUUGCCCAGGCUGAUGAGGUGGAUGAAAAAUACUUGCAGUUUGAAGGUGGAUUAUUUGUCACUGCCUUUGUUGUGGAUAGCUCCUAUUCCCUUGCAGGAAAAGUUGGAAAAGCCCCAACCAUUUCUCAGGAUAAAGUACUGAAGUUCUCCAACUACUUUUUGAGUCGUAAACAUGUCCAUCAACUCAAGUCAGCAUAUGCUCUUCUGUCAGCUGUCAACACACUCACAGCUAAUAAGUUCCAUGUACCAGUUGCUGUUACUCUCGCCACCUCAGUGUCUGUGAGCUCAUCUAAACCAGUCGUACAGGUGAGAGUAACAAACUUGAUGGGUGGCAGUCUAGGUAAAUUGACUGUGACAGCAGACAGUGCGAAAAACCUUGGUGACCAGUCUGUUGUUGUGAGCAAGAAACAGCUCAAAGCUACCAAGGAGGAUUCCCUGUUUGAAAUGGACUUUAUGGCCAACAAACCAUCAAGUGGCUUCUACAAGGUAACAAUCAGUGUUGAGCCGCAGAAAGCUGACAGUCGCUUAAUAGGUACAACAGGGGCCUCCGUGACUGUCAAGGUUACCGCUCAAGUCUCUCUUGAAGGUGUUGAAAUCGGAGUCGCAGACAAGGACCAGGGUUCAGCUCCCAAACCUACAAGGGUUCAGUACCCACAGAAAGUAGGUGCCACCCUGGAAGCAGAUUUCCACCAGAAGCUGAUCAUGAAGUUUACGUUGAAAGAUAAAACGUCUGGCAAUUCUUUCAAGGCCCAUCAAACAUUCGUCAAGUUGACAAACGUAGACUCUAAACAGGAGAUCAUAUUUGUUGCCGAGGCUGAUUCCAGCAAUGUGAACAAGUUUGAUUUGAAUGUUGGAGGAAGUGCUAAAGAUUUUGGCUACAAGUCCGGCAAAUACAAUGUAGAGCUGAUUGUUGGUGAUGCCGUUAUUGAGAAUCCUAUCUCAUGGACAGUGGCUGAUGUAGCUCUGACCUUCCAAGAGGAACCAUCUGCUGGCAAGAAAGUAGAUCAGUAUGCCAAGAAACCAGAAAUCAAGCAUAUGUUCCGGGAACCAGAGAAGAGACCAUCAAAGACGGUGUCACUGGCAUUUACAGGAUUAGUUCUUGUGCCCUUUGCCAUUCUCUUCAUUUGUUGGAUGAAGAUUGGAGUGAACAUUUCAAACUUCCCAUUCUCCAUUAGUGCUGUAGGAUUCCAUGUCUGCCUUGGUGCUCUGUUUGGUCUGUAUUAUUUGUACUGGACAACAUUGAACAUGUUUGAAACUCUGAGAUACAUCGGCUUGUUAGGAAUUCCAACAUUUAUAUUUGGAAAUAGAUUACUUAGCAGUAUAGCCGCCAGAAGGAAAGGGGAGAAGUCCUAGGAUACAAGAAUAUUAGCUGGAGUGUAUGUGAAGGUCCAUGAUUAAUAAAAUAAAAAUGUUUUUAAAUGUUAGUUUGUUAAUCAAAUUAAGGCUUGUAUUCUGUGUAUGCAGAAUUUAUUGUCUGUGUCCGUAAUCACUUUAGUUUUUGCAUGGGUGACAAAUCAGGAGGGUUUAAUUUGUUAUUUUCAUUCAGAAACUGAUGUGAAAUUCAGACACAGACCACAGGUUUUGUGUGCAUGAAAUAUCUGCCUAUAGCAAAACAGUGAAAAUUUGUCCAAAGAUAUUUGUACUAGCUUCAGCACCUGUGUUGUAAAAGGAAAACUCGGAAACCAUAGAUAUAUGAAUUGUUUGUUUAUAAUAUAAGUUUACAUGUACACAGUUACCAUUGGUUAAGGUUGAUCUUCAAUUUGUUUAUACAGUGUACUUUUCUUUGCAUUUACAUUGGUGAUACAGUCUAUCUCUUUCUUGAAAAUUUGUAUAAAAAGAGGUAAAUUUCAUGACAUUUUAAUUCAAAUCAUUUAAAAGCUUUUAUUUAUGUAGUCAUAGAAAAUAGAAGUGCUUUAUUUUAUUAGAAUGUACAUACAUGUUUACCUCUGUUGUUGGUAUAAAGUCUUAUAAAAAUAGAUUUAUUUAAUGCAUUAUAUUAAACUUUUCAAGCAUUUAUGCUUUAAAAGGUGCAAUAUUUUAUGUCAAAAUUGUUACUAGUAUACCAAGUGAAGAAUUUCAGACCUGACCUGGGCUAAAUUUAGUUCCUCUUUCAAGAUUUUAUGUACAUUUUACGUCUACGAAGGAUUUUGUUUUCUUUCCUGUUAAGCAUUCCAAUGUCGAAUGUCAUGUGAAAACAUGCAAUAAGUAUUUUCUCUCAAGUACUUACAGUGUUUUUGUUAUCAACAAUAUGUGUGAAAAUGAUGUCAUUUUAAUCAGAUUGUUAUUAUUAACCUUUAGCCUGCUGGGGGAAAGUACUGCCUUUGCGACCAGUGCAGGCCAAAAUCAAUCUGCACAUUGUUCAUAUAGGCUAAUCUUGAUCUGCACUGUUCUCUAUUCAUUCAGCAAAUUUUCUGUGAACACCCCUUCAAAUGAAAAUGGUACUGUCCAAAUUGAAUGAUGGGCCAGUCCAUUUUAGAAAUUUAGCAGGGUAAAGGUUUUGUUGUAAAUAAAAUCAAGAAAAAACAUUGAAAGAUUUUCUAGACAAUAUAAUGUAUAUUAUUCAUUAAAGUUUCUAUUUUGGCAGCACUUCAAUAUUUUCAUGAGUAAGAGACAGCAGUGAAUGAUGAUAUGUUUUAUUCAGAAAUCCAUGAUUCUAUUGUGCUACUUGUUUAUGAAAGAAUGAGAAUUCAGAUUAUAGAAAUCUGGUCUGACCAUGGCAUAUCACACACAGUACCCAGUAGGAACUUCUCAAAGAUUUUGAAACCAAAUUUUUUGUUAAAUUAUCAUGACUGUUGUAAUUUUUGUGGGUGAAUGUGUUUCAGGUGUGACGGUACAUGUUGCUAGGAUUAUGUGUGUAAAUUUAGUAUUUCUAUUGAAAUAAAAUUAUCUUUAUAUGUUCA
Mercenaria mercenaria is the source of this 3509-nucleotide messenger RNA. RefSeq names its product dolichyl-diphosphooligosaccharide--protein glycosyltransferase subunit 2-like. Gene Ontology annotation, biological process: protein N-linked glycosylation. NCBI's taxonomy places the organism in Eukaryota, Metazoa, Mollusca, Bivalvia, Venerida, Veneridae. The record is from RefSeq and is a predicted model, not a curated record. Gene Ontology annotation, cellular component: oligosaccharyltransferase complex; membrane. The coding region runs from base 28 to 1962 and encodes 644 amino acids. The transcript is spliced from 17 exons.